Messenger RNA from Uranotaenia lowii, 394 nucleotides. Its product is annotated as anaphase-promoting complex subunit 13. Lineage: Eukaryota; Metazoa; Arthropoda; Insecta; Diptera; Culicidae. Gene Ontology annotation, cellular component: anaphase-promoting complex. Gene Ontology annotation, biological process: protein K11-linked ubiquitination. Bases 46 to 288 code for a protein of 80 amino acids. The transcript is spliced from 2 exons. The record is from RefSeq and is a predicted model, not a curated record.
UUUGGCAACGCUGCCACCGACGCUUGCAAAAGUAAACAAACAACGAUGGACAGCGAACCUCCAGCAGAUGGGCAUCUGACUGACCUCAUCGACAGCGAGUGGUUAACGGACGAACUACCCAAUGACCAGAUUGCCGUUCCCUCGGAAAAACUACCAGACCCGGAAGCGGACAACGGUGAUUCCCAUUUAACCCUCAAGGAACAGGAACAGAAAUGGUCUGAUUUGGCUCUGUCUUCGUUGGCCCCAGAGCUUUCAAUCUCCGAACAAUUGAAUCUGAAUGGCGUGUGAGAUGGAGCUGAAGAGUGAAGAUUGCUAUUAAUUAAAUUUGUUCUUUAUUUAAAUUUUUGUAAUGUAAAAAUGUUGAACAUCAUGAUUAAAUUUUAAGUCGAUCUAA